UCACUGAAAACUGUCAAAACGCCUUCAUCUCGUCGUUCGCGAAGUACUACUCGCUCGCCAGAGAUACAUCAAUCGUUGUGACGUGGUGAAAAUUUUCGACCGGAGAUUUCUGUCGGUGCCAGUGGAAUUUUGCGCAACUUUCGGGUCCCUGUUCGGUGCAACUUGUGUCCCGCACGGUUCCUCACAAUCUAGGUGGACGCUGGACGGCGAAAUUUGUCGGUGAAACUCGCUGAAAAUGAGCUCUUUCAAGAGAGACAAAAAAGAAGAGGAGGAAGGCGGUAGCAACCCCUUCACAAACCUGGAGAAAACGUCCGUGCUGCAGGAAACGCGGAUGUUUAACGAGACCCCGGUCAAUGCCCGCAAGUGUACCCACAUCCUGACGAAGAUUCUGUAUUUGAUUAAUCAGGGAGAACAACUGGGUUCCAGAGAGGCCACCGAAUGUUUCUUCGCCAUGACCAAGUUGUUCCAAUCGAAGGACGUCAUUAUGCGCCGGAUGGUUUACUUGGGCAUCAAGGAGCUGAGUCCCAUUGCGGAGGAUGUGAUUAUCGUGACCAGUUCGUUGACCAAGGACAUGACCGGCAAGGAGGAUUUGUAUCGAGCCCCGGCCAUCCGUGCGCUGUGCAGUAUCACAGAUAAUACGAUGCUGCAGGCAGUGGAACGUUACAUGAAACAAUGCAUCGUCGAUAGGAAUGCUCCGGUUUCGAGCGGAGCGUUGGUCAGUGCCCUUCAUUUGGCCAGCACUGCCGGGGACGUUGUCAAACGGUGGGCAAAUGAGGCCCAGGAAGCGUUGAACAGCGACAAUAUUAUGGUGCAGUAUCAUGGAUUGGGACUGUUGUACCACAUCCGUAAGGCGGACCGUUUGGCCGUCACUAAGCUGGUGAACAAGCUGACGAAGCAGAAUCUGAAGAGCCCCUAUGCCGUUUGCUUCCUGAUUCGAAUUGCAUGCAAAAUCAUAGAAGAGGAAGAUGCUGCGGGUAACUCCAAUGCCGAAUCUCCGCUGUUCGAUUUCGUGGAAUCUUGUCUGAGGAACAAGAGUGAAAUGGUCGUAUAUGAAGCUGCCCACGCUUUUGUCAAUUUAAAGAGGACCAACCCACGAGAGCUUUCAACGGCGGUCAGCAUCCUGCAGCUAUUCUGUGGAUCUUCAAAAGCAACUCUGAGAUUUGCUGCCGUGAGAACGAUGAACAAAGUGGCUAUGCUUCACCCACCUGCUGUAAACGUGUGUAAUCUCGACUUGGAAGGCCUGAUUGCGGAUUCGAAUCGCUCUGUUGCCACUUUGGCCAUCACUACAUUACUCAAAACCGGUGCGGAGAGUUCAGUUGAGCGUCUCAUGAAGCAAAUUGCCACAUUCGUAGCAGAAAUCUCCGACGAGUUCAAAGUGGUCGUCGUUCAAGCUAUUCGAGCGCUUUGCUCUAAAUUCCCCCGCAAGCACGGUGUCAUGAUGAACUUCCUCAGCGGAAUGCUUCGCGAAGAAGGAGGCCUAGAGUACAAAACUUCCAUCGUCGAUACGAUCAUACUGAUUAUUGAGGAAAACCCCGAAGCUAAAGAGUCAGGCCUAUCGCAUCUGUGCGAAUUCAUUGAAGAUUGUGAGCACACCUCUUUGGCUGUUCGUAUUCUGCACCUCCUGGGCAAGGAGGGUCCAUAUUCAAAGUUACCCUCGCGUUACAUUCGAUUCAUCUACAAUCGAGUCAUUCUGGAGAACGCAACCGUUAGAGCCGCAGCAGUUGCUGCCAUUGCUCAGUUUGGAGCAUCCUGUCCGGAUCUGCUGCCUAAUGUGUUGGUGCUGCUGAAUCGCUGCCAAAUGGAUUCGGAUGACGAAGUUCGCGAUAGAGCCACCUACUACUACACGAUCUUGUGCAAGAGCAAUCCCGAGCUGAACAAAUCGUACAUAACGGAAAAUGGUAUGGUGUCGCUGCCGCUGUUGGAGAAAUCGCUGAAGGAACACCUGAAUGGACCGCUGACGGAGAAGUUCGAUAUAUCCGUUGUACCGAAAUCGCAAACCGUGCAACCGGAGGUCACCGAUGAAGUUAUGAUCAUGAACAAUGCUGUCCCGAAGAUUCCGCGCAUCACGCGCGAAGAGGCCAACACCGAGAAACUGCUGCAGAUUCCUGGCAUCCACCGACUCGGUGCCCUCCACAAAUCGUCGCCCCCGGUGCAGCUCACGGAAAGCGAAACGGAAUAUACGGUAUCCUGCAUCAAACACUGCUUCGGACAUCAUGUCGUAUUCCAGUUCGACUGCGUUAACACCCUGUCGGACCAACUGCUGGAGAACGUCCGAGUCGAUCUGGUUCUACCGGAUGGCUUUGUAACGCGAGCAGUCAUUCCCUGCCCGAAGCUACCCUAUGGCGAAAAGGAAGCCACCUAUGUUAUCGUAGAAUUCCCACCGGAUUUGCCCAACUCAAUUGCUGCAUUUGGUGCUACCCUGAGGUUUAUCGUGAAGGAUUGCGAUCCAACCACAGGGCUGCCCGACUCGGAUGAGGGAUACGAUGAUGAGUACAUGUUGGAGGACAUCGAAAUUACCGUGGCCGACCAGAUACAGAAGGUCAAGAAGCAGAACUUCAACGCUGCUUGGGACAGUGCAGAUACUGAAGAAUGGGUUGAAGCAGAGGAUACCUUUGUGUUGUCGACCGUCAGCAGUUUACAGGAAGCGGUGAAUACGAUUCUAAAAUUCCUUGGUCUUGCCCCUGCCAAUCUGUCGGAGAAGGUUGCCGACGGUGCCCACACGCAUCAGCUGCUGUGCUCAGGCACAUUCCGUGGUGACGUAGAAGUGAUGGUUCGCGCCAAGCUGGCCGUCUCGGAUGGCGUAACGAUGCACCUAACCGUACGAUCAACGGACUCGGACGUGGCAGAAUUAAUUACUUCCGCUGUGGGUUAAACAAAACAAAAGGAUCAUGCGUUAGUGCGCACCGGGAUCAUGCAUCAACUAAGCACACUCUCACAUACAUACACAGAGACCGAUAACUGCAUACUCUUACUUAUCCUUCCUCCCCCAAAAUCACACAGACACACACACGAACACUAACUUAACUGUAGUGCAACUGAUAAUGAGAGUUUGUUCUUUUAUGUUAUAAACAUUGAAAAGUAUCUAUACACACAUACAUGCCGCCGAUGAUGGUGGUUUAUAUUAGCGUUAAGUUUUCUUUUCGUCGGCAUUCGUUAGUGACUAUGUUAGAAGAAAAAGAAGGGUUGAAGAAAAAGUUAUAAAAAGAUACUAGAUUGAGCAGUCAAACCACAUUCAAUAGAUUUACAAAGGGCACUUGUAUGCCAUUGGAAUCAACCAACAUUAAAAGUAUAUGAGUAUAAAUGACGAGUAUAAUAUGAUGGAACGAAUAUGUGAAUAACUGUAUUAGUAACUAUGCUGAAUGAUGAAAGUUAUAAUAAAUCAUUUUCUUUUAAUCAGAAAAUAGA
Aedes aegypti (yellow fever mosquito) is the source of this 3405-nucleotide messenger RNA. RefSeq names its product coatomer subunit gamma (gene gammaCOP). The record is from RefSeq and is a predicted model, not a curated record. Bases 236 to 2872 code for a protein of 878 amino acids. NCBI's taxonomy places the organism in Eukaryota, Metazoa, Arthropoda, Insecta, Diptera, Culicidae. Gene Ontology annotation, molecular function: structural molecule activity. The transcript has 8 exons. Gene Ontology annotation, cellular component: Golgi membrane; COPI vesicle coat; endoplasmic reticulum-Golgi intermediate compartment. Gene Ontology annotation, biological process: intra-Golgi vesicle-mediated transport; organelle transport along microtubule; endoplasmic reticulum to Golgi vesicle-mediated transport.